AUGAUCGAAUUUCUCUAUACCCUGCAAUACUCCACUGCCUCUGAGAGUUACGUCGAAGCUUCAGUUCCCGAAACAGCACCAGACAACGGAAAGCUAGCUACCAAGCAGCCCCAGCCAGAGCAGGUUGUCUGCAAGACUGCCAAUACGAGGAAAAACAAAAAGGCAGCAUACACUGAGCAUUCAACGAUGUAUGCUCUCGGAGACCGCCUGAUGAUUGAAGGCCUGAAGAGCCAUGCAAAGGAGUUGUUUGAAUGGAAACUGAAUUCCCCAACCGGUUUAUAA
Paracoccidioides brasiliensis Pb18 is the source of this 282-nucleotide messenger RNA. RefSeq lists its product as uncharacterized. Bases 1 to 282 code for a protein of 93 amino acids. The record is from RefSeq and is a predicted model, not a curated record. The transcript has 2 exons.